AUGGAGAAUUAUUUUCUGCAAUUAUUAUUAAAAAUAAUUAUAUAAAAUCAUGGAAUUAUAAUAGAAGAUUGGAAGAUUCGCUAUUUUAUUUUCUUUGUUGGAUUUGCAAUAUUUUAAUUAAAUAACCUCUUAGAAGUUAUUGAAAAAAAAAAUUACUUAUCCACUCAGAUAAUUGACUACAUUUAAAAUUUAACAGAAUUCUAAUCUUAUAUGAAUUUUAUGAGAUUAGAGCAAUACCCUGGAGUUGUGUAUUGGUGUGCCCUAUUAAAUAUUUAUUUGGCCCUUGGAUUUCUACUUAAUUGGAAGUAUGUAAAAUCAAUUGGUAUUCUCUAUUUAAUUUUUUGUACACCUUUUGUAAAUAAUCCUAUAUUUUCACAAUCUAUUGCAGAUUCAUAUUUAUUUUAAGGAAUCAUAGGAACCUUAAUGUUGGCUUGA
This is a messenger RNA of Paramecium octaurelia, 435 nucleotides long. NCBI's taxonomy places the organism in Eukaryota, Ciliophora, Oligohymenophorea, Peniculida, Parameciidae. The record is from the annotation of a GenBank genome assembly.